Messenger RNA from Erinaceus europaeus (western European hedgehog), 3315 nucleotides. It is a transcript of the gene ERLIN1, whose product is annotated as ER lipid raft associated 1. The coding region runs from base 4 to 1242 and encodes 412 amino acids. The transcript is spliced from 11 exons. Gene Ontology annotation, biological process: SREBP signaling pathway. The record is from RefSeq and is a predicted model, not a curated record. Lineage: Eukaryota; Metazoa; Chordata; Mammalia; Eulipotyphla; Erinaceidae. Gene Ontology annotation, cellular component: endoplasmic reticulum; endoplasmic reticulum membrane. Gene Ontology annotation, molecular function: ubiquitin protein ligase binding; cholesterol binding.
GCCAUGGGGUGUCGCGAAGUUCAAGGAGCGGGGCGGCCCACAGGCCAUUUCGGGCGGCGGACUGGACCGGGAAGGCGGCUCCGCGAGGAGGGACUGGGCGCCGGGCUCCCCGGGACGGAGAGGGUCUCGGACUGCGGGUGGCCUGUCACUCACCGGGCUGGGGGUCCUUUGCUGCCCGCUGCAGGAGGAACGAGGAUGAAUAUGACUCAAGCCCGCGUCCUGGUGGCUGCAGCCGUGGGACUGGUGGCUGUGCUGCUCUACGCCUCCAUCCACAAGAUCGAGGAGGGGCACCUGGCCGUGUACUACAGGGGAGGAGCAUUGCUAACUAGCCCCAGUGGACCAGGUUAUCAUAUCAUGUUGCCUUUCAUUACAACGUUCAGAUCUGUGCAGACAACACUACAAACUGAUGAAGUUAAAAAUGUACCUUGUGGAACAAGUGGUGGUGUCAUGAUCUAUAUUGACCGUAUAGAAGUGGUUAAUAUGCUGGCGCCUCAUGCAGUGUUUGAUAUAGUGAGAAACUAUACUGCAGAUUAUGACAAGACCUUAAUCUUCAAUAAAAUCCACCAUGAAUUGAACCAGUUUUGCAGUGCCCAUACACUGCAGGAAGUUUACAUUGAAUUGUUUGAUCAAAUAGAUGAAAACCUGAAGCAAGCUCUGCAAAAAGAUCUAAACAUUAUGGCCCCAGGCCUCACUAUCCAGGCUGUACGUGUUACAAAACCCAAAAUCCCAGAAGCCAUAAGAAGAAAUUUUGAGUUAAUGGAAGCUGAGAAGACAAAACUUCUUAUAGCUGCACAGAAACAAAAGGUUGUGGAGAAAGAAGCUGAGACAGAGAGGAAAAAAGCUGUUAUAGAAGCAGAGAAGAUUGCACAAGUGGCAAAAAUUCGAUUUCAGCAAAAGGUGAUGGAGAAAGAAACUGAAAAACGUAUUUCUGAAAUUGAAGAUGCUGCAUUCCUGGCCCGAGAGAAGGCAAAAGCAGAUGCUGAAUAUUACGCUGCACACAAAUAUGCCACCUCCAAUAAGCACAAAUUGACCCCGGAAUAUCUGGAGCUCAAAAAGUAUGAGGCCAUUGCUUCCAACAGUAAGAUCUACUUUGGCAACAACAUACCUAGCAUGUUAGUGGACUCCUCUUGUGCUUUAAAAUAUUCAGAUCACAGGACUGGAGGAAAAAACUCUCUCCCCUCUAAGGAGACACUUGAGUCCUCUGGGGAGAGUCCCAUCCAAAACAAGGAGAACACAGGUUGAUGCAAGAGGUAGAAAUGCUCCACCAUACCAAGAUGUGGCCCAAGGGGUUAAGUGGGAACAAUGGUUAUAGACUCUUCGGAUUUACAAAGAACUCCAUGUCUGUUCUGCCUUUCCUGUUGCAGUCUGGUUUAUCAGCUGAUCUCAGGAGAGAGCCAGCUGCCUGGUACCCUAAUGGUCUUUUCAGCUAGAGUUUCGAUCAAGUGUCCUGUAUAUGUUCCUUUCUAAACUGGUACUCAUGAAUGAGGGAAAGUCUGAUGCUAAGAUGCUGCCUGCACUGGAAUGUUAAACACUAACUAUGUAAUAAGCUGAGCUUUCCUAAGCUGAGAUCUAUUGAAUAAUGUUUACAUUGGUCCCCGGGGAAAUGUGUGCUCGCUCAGCCAUUCAAGAGACGUCAGAGAGAAGAGGGCCAGGAUCUGGUAAGUGUAAAGAAGAGUAUGUCUCUGGACCCAGGCUCUUUUCUUUGGGGCCCAUCCCCGGGGUUCAUCCACAUGACAAACGUCUAGUCUACCGCAGCUCCCCAAGAAGUGAUCUUCCACUGAACCAUCAUUUACCUGACAUGAUUAUUUGCACCUGUUUGUUUUCCUACAAUCAGAUUGGUGGCUAUUGGGACAUACGCUUUUCCAGCUAACCAGAGACUCCUCAUAGAGAUUCCCAAUCACUAGUUUAUUGCAUUAUUAGGCUCAGAGAGAGUGUUUGAAUUUUGGGGUGAUAGAAAAACCAUUACUUUGACCUAAUGCUCUGGGGUUCUGUGUUCUCCUCUAUUGGGUGACUGUCUGCCUCACUGCCCCAGGUCAUGUCUGGCUAAGGUGCCUGGGGUUUUUUGUUUUUUUGUUUUUUUUAGGUGAGGGGAGGCUGCAGACAACACUUUAUGUCAACUCUCAGCUCUGACUAGCCAAGAGCAGGACAGAGCUUUAGCCAGAACUAGGAGCAUACAAUUCCUAACUGUUCCUUGUACAGUAUUCAUUGUAAUUACAGGAUGUUUCUAUUUUUAAAACUGGAUUUAGGGUACAUUCAUUUACCCUAGCACUUCUGCCUAAAGGCCAAAUCCCAGGGCUGCCAUGAUUACUGGCACACUUGACUCUCCUUGAUACUUUUUAUCAGACACCUAUAUAAUGUAGAACAAGGAGUAACUUAGGAAGCAUCCUUGAUCAUCUUUGUCUCUUUUCCUCUGGGCCUUGAAAUGAUGAAAUCAAAGCUGUUUCUUCCAGUUUUCAUUUUCCCUCAGAAAUCAGGAAUUCAGUCUUCCACGAGAGAAUGACAGGGUUAGCAUGUGGCAGUGGGAGUCCAGUUUCGUCUGGCUCCUAUUUUCCUUUAAGAUUAGCUGUCCUAGAAGAGUGUGCUCCAUUGUUAGGCCUAAGUUUGUGCAUCUAGUGAAGAUACCACUCGUGUGUUCUAUGUCUAAACAAGACAGAAAACAUGGAACCACUUCCAGAAACCUUUUACCUAACUCUGUCCUGUUGCUCUCAUGAUACCUUGUGCCAAACUAUGUGUGGGAAAAGAAACUCCAGGUCUGAAUGGGUCUCUUCCCUGGGCCUUAUCCUGUAGAGGCACUUAUAAUAUGGAAAGAAUCAUUUUUCAUCUUUAUUCAUUUAAUUAUAUACAUUUUCUUUAUGAAAAACAAUUGUGUUCUCUAGCCCAACUUCAGAGAGAUUUUCUGAAUGAUAAACUCAAACUGUUUGAUUGUCAUACUGUUGCUGCAGGUAAAUAAUGAUUGUUGUGCAAAGUCUGGAUCAUUGACCUUUGCGCUUUCAUUCUUAGAGAUGUUUUCUAUUCACAUGAGUUAAAAGCUGUUCCCCAAAGUGAUGGAUGUGGGUUAUCUUACAAGUCACAACCCCUGGUGGCAAAGUUGAGGAACAGGGAAAACUAUAGUCCUGUGAAGUUUUAAAGAAAGGACUUCCACUUAAACCCUCCCUGGAGUGUGCUUCCCUGUGCUCACUCAAGGAUUACUCCUGCCCCUCCUUUGGGGAUGCUCCUUUUGGCAAAUGUAUACUGUAAUCUUCAAGUCUAAAUUUAUAUGUGAAAUGCUGCCUUUUUUAAAAAAGAAACUAAAUAAAAUUAUUUUGCUAUCAGUAA